Messenger RNA from Radiomyces spectabilis, 750 nucleotides. RefSeq lists its product as uncharacterized. The coding region runs from base 1 to 750 and encodes 249 amino acids. Gene Ontology annotation, molecular function: acyltransferase activity, transferring groups other than amino-acyl groups. The record is from RefSeq and is a predicted model, not a curated record. The transcript is spliced from 2 exons. Lineage: Eukaryota; Fungi; Mucoromycota; Mucoromycetes; Mucorales; Radiomycetaceae.
AUGUCGUUAGUCAGACCCAUGGUGGACAAUCGUCGUAUUAGCCGCAAGAUGACCAUUAACAUCGAUCAAUGUAUCAUCAACGUGCGUCCUGUCAUUAAAGGCGCUAUCAAAGAAGCUUCUCACACCCUCACGGAAGCAUAUGGCAAUGAUGCCAUCCUUAAUUGGUGUGUUCGCGGCAUGCAGCAUAAGCAUGAUGAAUUUCUCUAUACCUUGUUCAAGAAUAUGAUCAACGCCGCCACCUUACAGAGCCGGGAUUUUGCUAUUCAAGUGGAAGGUUGCAAGGGCGUCCUCGUGUGGACUAACAAUCCUCAAGGUUGUCCAUGGCCACGCGCUUUAAGCGUUGCUCAGCUGGCUCGGUUCAUCGGCUGGGGUUCCGCAUUGCACAUAUUGAUGAAAUUUCAACCGUCAUGCGACAAGACCCGACGCAAGGUGAUGGCCAGCUAUCCUCGAUACAUUACUAUCGGUUACAUUGGUGUUCUUCCUCAUGAACAACGUAAAGGUCUCGGAGGAGCCCUUUUGCAGCACGUCCUUGAUAAAGCCGAUGCAUCCCAUUAUCCCGUCGUGGUCGAAGCAAGCACACCCGCCGGGGUUCGAUUCUUUGAAAAGUACGGAUUUGAAGUCCAAGCCAAUGUUUACCUGAGCCGAUCCGAAUUACCAAUGGCGAUCAUGGUUCGUGAGCCAGUGACAAACGAUGCACCCCAACCGCUUCGCAUCAAACCCGGACGUCAGAAUUCCAACGGUUCCAUGUAA